Messenger RNA from Acanthoscelides obtectus, 1296 nucleotides. The record is from the annotation of a GenBank genome assembly. Lineage: Eukaryota; Metazoa; Arthropoda; Insecta; Coleoptera; Chrysomelidae.
AUUUCGUUGCGACGUCCCGCCGCCGCGGUCGACCGCAACUGCCCGCCGCAAUGCACUGAUAUCAUUGUUUUCAAAUCGACGCAUUUUCGUUGACACGUCUCGACCUGUCGGCUAGGCGUUCAGCCGUCGACGGCUGCGUCUUGACUUGACUGCUACAAGGAGCAGUCCAGACGCGGCCGCCGAUCAUUUUGGUUUCAAAAAUGUCCCGAAAAAGAGAAUUGGCUUCUGCAGAUGAGAUUUUAAUACGCACGGUGGAGCAAUAUCCGUGCUUGUAUGAUCACGAGCACAAAGACUUUAAAGAUUUUCAGAUCCGUGAAAAUUGUUGGAAUGACAUCGCUUCAGCGUUAGGAAAACGUCCUGAUGAAUGCAAAUCUCGAUGGAAAAACAUUCGAGAUAACUUUCUUAAACACAAAAGGAAGCAAAAGAUAGGAACAGGGAGUGCAGCAUCAGCGAAACCGCCGAAAUGGGCGUUAUUUGAAUAUCUGAAGUUUCUAGAUAACGUGAAAUCCGAACGACAAAACAUCAGUAAUGUCAAUGAAGCUGCCACCGGCAUUGAGGAAAAUAUAGAUAGGGAACUUAGUGAAGAAGAGGUGGACACUUCUCUCAAUGUGGAUAAUGCACUAGUUGAUGAUGACCUGUCUUCACCGCCACCUUCCGAUUAUCCGAGGCAGGAGAAAAAACUGCGUCAGAAUGCCAUCGACAAAUCACGUUCUAGUACCCCAGACAGCUAUGCAGGUUCAACUUCUUCAAAACGAAGCCAACGCAAAAAUCUCUUUUUGGAGAAUGUUGAAGAAAGAUCCAAACAAAGGAUGCAAAUGUUGUCUGCUUUAACCCAAAAACCCGAAGAUGAUGAGAUUGAUUUAUUUUUCAAAAGUAUAGCGAUGACUGUUAAAAAAUUGCCUCCUCAUCAAAUAGCGAAAGCUAAACUGGGAAUUUUGACAUUAGUUACCGAAUUACAGGCGUCACCGGAAUUACAUACGAACGAACCAACACGUACCUGUACUUCAAGAUCACAACAGAAUUUAUUAGCGCCUUUAACGUCGGUUUCAACUGAUUCCAGCACUCCAAGUUCUCAGGAAAAUGUAGUAUUAACACCAUUAACGUCCGUAUCUGUAUAUAAUUCAUCUGAUAUGCAGUACAGUUUGGAAAAUAUUAGAUACGGCUGGACUAACCAGUAACGUUUAUUUUUCAUGUUCAUUGUUUAAGCGUUUGGAGUUUCUUAAUAAUAUAAAAUCUUUAAAACUUUGUUUUUUCUUACCUUAACGCCAAUGCCAACUUUUCUUCCGGAGAUAUAGG